Molecule: messenger RNA, 2165 nt
Organism: Chelmon rostratus (copperband butterflyfish)
Lineage: Eukaryota; Metazoa; Chordata; Actinopteri; Chaetodontiformes; Chaetodontidae
Gene: dph7
Product: diphthamide biosynthesis 7
Exons: 10
Coding region: 84-1406 (440 amino acids)
Molecular function (GO): protein binding
Source: RefSeq, a predicted model, not a curated record
CGUCACGACGCACAGAGUCGUUGCGUCUGGGCUGGCUCACAUCCAUUACACCGGCACAGUAACGUUAUGCACAGCAGGCGGCCAUGGCUUGGAAGUCGAGGACACGCAAUCUACAGGUGUUUGACACGGAGCUGAGUGCAGACACCGUGGAGUGGUGCCCCGUUUCUUCAAGCAGUGAUAUCCUGGCCUGCGGGACAUACCAGCUACAGAAAGGGGCAGGGGAAGAAGAUGCCACCCCAAGCCGGACGGGGCGUUUGUACCUGUUUGAAUUUCGACGAGAGGCAUCAAUGAGCCCUCCUCUCACUGAGCUACAGCGUGUGGACACAGCAGCCAUUUUAGAUAUGAAAUGGUGUCACGUGCCGAUGUCUGGGCAGCCAGUGCUGGGAUUGGCUGCUGCCACUGGAGAGCUGCAGCUGUACACACUGUCAGGCAGUCAGGAAGGCAGCCGUGUUCUGCAGAAUCUGAGCAGUGUGGAGGUGGGACCAGAGCGGCUGGCUCUGUCACUAGACUGGUCCACUGGAAGAAUGGACAGCAGUGAUGUGCGGGUGGUGUGCAGUGACUCUGCAGGCUGCGUCAGUGUGCUCUCCCUGGCUGAAGGUGCUCUGACGUCCCUGUCACGGUGGAAAGCCCAUGACUUUGAGGCCUGGAUCUCAGCCUUCUCCUACUGGGACACACAGCUGGUUUAUUCUGGCGGUGAUGAUUGCAAACUUAAAGGCUGGGAUCUCAGGGUUGGUCCGUCCUGCCCCACUUUCACCAGUAAACGGCACUCAAUGGGUGUGUGCAGUAUUCACAGCAGCCCACAUCGGGAACACAUUCUGGCUACAGGCAGCUAUGAUGAGCAGGUUUUACUGUGGGAUGGCAGGAACAUGCGGCAGCCUCUCAGUGAGACUCCUACGGGUGGUGGAGUGUGGAGGCUGAAGUGGCAUCCGACCCAUCAGCACCUGCUGUUGGCAGCCUGCAUGCACAAUGACUUCCACAUCCUUCACUGCCAGCAGGCCCUUGAGGGCAGUGGAGGAGCAUGUCCUGUUGUAGCCUCCUAUAUCCUCCACAACUCCCUGGCGUAUGGAGCUGACUGGUCCCAUCUGUCCCUGGAGGAACUUGCUCCCUGCUCCCCUCCUGCUGCGGAACCAAAGGAAUGCCUUGUAGAGACCGGAGAACACUUGAGGAUCCAGUAUGAAUCACCCACUGCCAGCUUUGACACUUCUCUGGAGGAUGAAGCAGGACGAUACAUCCCAGAGGGCACUUCAGCUCCCUCUACCACCCCUACUGCAGGCCCUGCGCUCAAUGAAAAUACCUCUUCACUGUCUGCUCUUCUAGCGAGCUGCUCUUUCUACGACCAUAUGCUCCAUGUGUGGCGCUGGGACUGGGCUUCAGAUGAGGCUCAACAGGAAUCAGAGCAAUUUUGACCAGGCUGGAGCCCUGGCUGCACUGACACAACAGAAAUAUCUUCUAUCAAAUUAUAACAUGUACUUGGACAUGUAAAGCAGAAUGUACAGCCCAACUAUAAAAUGAGCAUGAUAUGCUGUUACUCCAUUCACUUUCUUCACUAUGAAGUUCCCACACUUUAGAAUAAGUUAUCACACAAUAUGCAAUUAGGAAAACACUUUUUUCAUAAUGACAGAUUUUUAUAAACUUGUAUUUAAACAUAGUUUAGAAUUCUGAUACUAUGUUCAAUAUCAAUGCAACCACGCACCCACAUACCUGCUUUUCAGCACCUUGUGAUCGUGUUUAGGAAAAUUGUUCAGAAAAAUACCUGUUUAAAGACGAGCACCAAUUUUAACACAUAAUUACUGUAGGUACUCACGCAGCAUGUGUGACUGUCUAAUGACUUUACUAUUACUGAACUACUGAACCUCAAAGGCAAAUUCUGAUUAUUUGCAACCCUCUGUCCAAAUCAUACUGAAGUUUUGACAGGGUUAAUGUUUAAUGAUUUGUGAGUAGUAUUAAAGCUCCCUUUUAAUGAACAUUCUCGAGAUAAACCCCUUUUUGCAUUUUUAAAGUCCUGUCUGAAAGCAUAAGACUGCAAGACUGUGCUGCUCCCCCACCAUCUGAGGUGGUGACUUCACUAUAUGAUGAGUUUGGAAACUACAUCAUAGUAGUAUAUGAAAAUUUGUGGAGGCCAUUUUUAUUGCUGGUUGCAUUCAUUACACCUCUUGACCAAUAAA